Molecule: messenger RNA, 3799 nt
Organism: Leptinotarsa decemlineata (Colorado potato beetle)
Lineage: Eukaryota; Metazoa; Arthropoda; Insecta; Coleoptera; Chrysomelidae
Gene: mei-W68
Product: meiotic W68
Biological process (GO): meiotic DNA double-strand break processing; reciprocal meiotic recombination; meiotic DNA double-strand break formation
Cellular component (GO): nuclear chromosome
Molecular function (GO): DNA topoisomerase type II (double strand cut, ATP-hydrolyzing) activity; ATP binding; DNA binding
Source: RefSeq, a predicted model, not a curated record
GUGGAGGUUAUCUGAGGAUUUGACAACCCACAUAACCUGUAUAAUUUCUACGCCAACUAAGAUUCAAAUUCAAAUUUUUACUAUUCAGAAUAUGGUCUUAUCAAUUGAAUUGUACAACUAUUCUGCUGAAAAAAGACAUCAAAAAUGGACCAAAUACUGGUACAUAAAGUUCAGAAAUCUGGUGGAAUUACAUCCAAAACUAGCAGAUUGGAAUAUAAAAAUAUAGCAGUAUUUUCUGUUGCUGGUUUUUCAAAAUCCUGUAAUUCGAUUUCAGAAAGUUGCAAGAAAAAUCAAGCAGAAAUCGAAGAUUUUUUGGGAAAGUUGGAUGCCUCAAAAAAGAAUGAGAGAGACAAACUGGCUAAGAAGGUUAUCUUAGGUGGGAACGAAAAUAUUAGUGGAAGAAACAGCAGCAGAGAAAAUUAUUUGAAUCAAACCCAAGCCAUUAGUGUACCAAGAAUGGGAGCUGCUGAUAUAGAAACCUUUUUCAAAGUUAAAAAAAGAACAGAAAAUAGUUUAAAAGUGCACAAAAACAUUACUGAAGAAUCUUCAAAGAAAAAUAAUAGAAAACGAAAUUGGGAUAGUUCUUCCGAGGAUGAGAAUCCCAACACCACUUUCUCUCCAGAAAGACGAAAGAGAAUCAAACAAACAAUGUCUAAAGGAAAGGAAAACGGUAAUGGGGAUAUUAAAGAAAUGUUCGAAAACCUUAGAAAGUCAUAUUUCAUUAAAAAGGGUCUGACUUAUGAUGAUGUUGAAUUAUCAAAGUCAAACAAAUUAGAAAAUAGGAGUAACUCUAAUACCGAUCCGAAAGACUUAUUGAGGAAGUGUCAAAGUGUCGAAUCUGUACCGUGUAAUAAAAUUCAGAAUCAGUUCAACAGCAUGCCUUUUACGACAAACGAAUACAAGUCAGCUAAAAGAAGAGUCGAAGAUGAAAAACUGAGUUUCAACGAAUUUAUAACAAAAUUUUUCAAGAAUCUCGAUGACAAAAAUAUACUCGAAACUAACACUAAGAAAGAUGAAGACUGUAAAUCGAGCAAGCUCAAUGAAGUUCCAACUAGGAACUCCACUGUUGAGAAACCAAUUUUGGAGAUAAUAGAGAGUUUGAAACAAAAUAAAAAAAAUUCUCACUCGGAGUUCUGUUCAAAGGAAAGACAAAGUGUUGCAGAGAAAUGCUUGAGAGAUAGCUCAGUGCCCCAAAUAGAUCCUUUAAAGGUAAGGGUUGAACCUUGUGAUGAUAGAAAACAUAAUUCUGUUAACACACAAAGGCAGUAUUUAAUGAAAGAUUACUUGCCCAGGGAAGGAAAUAGAAUCCCACUUCUGACACCAAAAACUCUAUUAAGACAGUGUAGUGGAAAUAUUCAUCCAUCAGCAAAUGAUUUAAAACGGACUGAAGGUCAGUUGACAAUUGAUGAUAUGUUAGAAAUGUUGAGAAGAGAAAAACAUAGUAGGGACAGGAAAACCUUAAUGGAGGUUUCGAAAAAUGAUAAUUCAGUGGAAAAAUGUAUUAGAGUCGACUCAAUUCUGGCCUCUCUUCAGCCAAGAUCGCAUAAUACCCAGGAAGCUAGUUAUAUUGAUUCACAAUGUGAUAUACUGAUGAGUUCAUCGAAGUCCAAAAUAACAAAUAACAAGCUAUCUGGUCUGUUCAAUGCAAACGUGAACAAUAUUCAUAAUAGAAAUGAUUAUCUUGAUAUUUCCCAGCAAAGCUCCUCAAAUUGUGAAAGCAAAUCUGAAGAAAGUAUCGAUUUUGCUAUGUAUCUUUCUGCAGAUUAUAAUACUGAUGCUAAACCCAGAACUCCACAGAGAAAUCUAAAUGUAUCAGGAGGUAAACUCAACUGUGAGAAAACAAAUAUUUCUACUCUUAAAGAAAACUCUUUUUCAAAUGGUGAAAAGCUGCCUUUAGUCUAUGUAGCAUCUGAGUCUAGUGAAAGAGCUUUCAAAAUGCCCAGUGUUAAAUUUCUGAAAGACGUUUUGGGAGGAGAAGGAUCCAAGAGUUAUGAUGAAAAAUAUGAUGGUAACAACACUGUUGUGGAACAACGUGAAAGAUCUUCGUUCAAUACAGCUGUAGAUGACACGAUAAUAAUCCACUCCAGCUCUUCAGAAUCCUGUGAGAAAACUCUUUUUGGAGCCACUCAGAAUAGCACAAUCAUCGAUAGUUCUGCGAAAGACAAUAAAACAGUGGUCGAAAGUAAAAACUGUGACAGUUUACUGGAUGAUGAUGAAAUUAACACAAUUCUAACAGAGAAUUAUGAGAAAUUUAGAAGACGUAAACAAAUGGAAAUUGAAAAAUGUGGGAGUGAGCUGAACGUUUUUCUUGAGAAACUUGCACAACAAACUGCCAAGGAGCCAAAGAAAUUUUAUUCAAAGCGAUAUAGGAAAGGAAGACUGCGGAUAUAUAGGUUGAAGAAAUUAAAGAAAGUGCAGCAACCAGCCAAUACUAUAAAUGAAAACAUGAAUUUGAAAGAACUCCUCAAGAAAAUGACUCAAGAUUUUGUAGAACCUUCGCAACCGUUUGUGAGAUCUAAAAGUGUGAGUUCUGUAUCUACUUCGUCAUCGUAUGUCACCGACGAUGCCCGAUCCGAGACUUUAUCUACAGGUUCUACAGAAUUAGCCGUUCCCCAACAGAGACUGAGGAAGGGGUUGAACGAGAUUUUGAAAGAUAAGUCUUUGUACUGCGAGGAAAGCCAGAUGUUUCACAAGGAGUACGACAAAGACGAGAUAAAAAAGAAAAUACAGAGUAUCUUUCUGAAUGUUUUCGAGGACUUGACAAACGGGGGGAAGGCGUCUUUAGAACUGAGAAGACAGACAUUGACCAAUUGCGUAUUCAAAAACGGAAGGUUACAGUUCAAGCCAAAUGACGAAAUAGCGAUGUCUGUUAUCAAAUCCAAUGUACAGCGAAGUAGGGCCAAAUUUAAACUGAUUUUGUGUAUUCUCAAGAAAAUUCAAACCCUUUUAGAGACGAAUACAAAGUUAACAAAGAGAGAGCUGUAUUACCAACUGAAAUCGCUUAUAGGAGAUCAGAGAGUAACGGAUAGAGCUAUAAAUGCCAUAAGUUGUCUCUUAGAUGUUGGAAUGUGGGCCCUCAAUAUUGUGGCUCAAAAAGGACUCGUCUUUGGAAAUUUGAAAAUACUCUUGGCUUCCGGGGAAAUUUUGAAUUGCAACGUUCCAGGUACUCUGAUUCCUCAAGACGUUAAUGAAAUCAUCGAGCUUCAUUCGUCAGCCUACUUCAUCCUCGUGAUUGAAAAAGAAUCCAUAUUCCAUAAGCUGAUAGAAGAAAAUUUGCCCAACAAAUUGACCAGGCCCUUCAUAAUGAUCACGGGAAAAGGUUUCCCAGACCUGAAUACUCAGUUGUUCCUCAGAAGACUGUGGGUUGCUAUGUCGAUACCUGUUUUUAUACUAGUUGAUGCGGAUCCUGAUGGGAUCAGUAUCAUGCUGAACUAUAGGUUUGGUUCGGUGAAGAAUGCCCAUGUCUCUCAUCAUUUGGCGGUGCCGAAAGCAAAAUGGCUGGGAGUGUUUCCCUCUGAAUUGCGGAAUUUCAGUAACAACAUUCAACCUUUGAGCGAAAGAGAAGUAAAACUCGCUGAGGAUCUACUGAAGACUCCCUACAUGGCCGAGAAUCCAGAAAUAGUCAGGGAGCUGAAAGUGCUUAUAGAAAAAAAGCGCAAAGCCGGAAUUGAAGGACUCAUCAAAAGUAAUGUCUUUCUAAGCGAAGUGUAUUUCCCAGCAAAGUUCUUCAGCCACGAUUUUAUUUGAGGUUGUCUGGGAGUAAGCAUAGUUGAAUUGAAAUAUAACAAUUAUUGAAAAA